Solanum stenotomum is the source of this 2265-nucleotide messenger RNA. Its product is annotated as C2 domain-containing protein At1g53590. The transcript has 14 exons. Gene Ontology annotation, molecular function: lipid binding. The coding region runs from base 30 to 2258 and encodes 742 amino acids. Lineage: Eukaryota; Viridiplantae; Streptophyta; Magnoliopsida; Solanales; Solanaceae. The record is from RefSeq and is a predicted model, not a curated record.
AGCAGUUUUGGGUUUGGGGGUGGAUUAAAAUGUCGAGUAUAACGGAUGCUACAAUAAUUCAUCAUGUGGGUAUUGUGUUGCUUGCACUAUGGUUGCUUAAUUCCUUCGAUUGUUGCCACCCUUUUGCGUACUUCCUAUCGCUUAUCUAUCUCUAUAUGGUUCAUGAGCAGUAUGUGACAAAAUUAAGGAGAAAGCUACAGUUUGAGGAAAAAAGACAGUCUUGUCAGCGGCGAGUACUUUUAGACUCUGAAUCAGUGAGAUGGUUAAACUAUGCAAUUGAAAAGAUUUGGCCUCUCUGCAUGGAGGAGAUUGUUUCACAGAAAAUUCUGCUCUCUAUCAUUCCAUGGUUUCUUCAGAAGUACAAACCCUGGACUGCCAAAGAAGCUGUAGUUCAGCACCUCUAUAUGGGAAGAAGCCCACCUAUGUUCACAGAAAUGAGAGUUCUUCGUGAAUCUACUGGAGAUGAUCACUUGGUCCUGGAGUUGGGAAUGAAUUUUCGUGCUGCCGAUGACAUGAGUGCAAUUCUUGCUGUGAAACUGAGAAAAAGGUUGGGCUUUGGGAUGUGGGCGAAGUUGCAUCUGUUGGGCAUGCAUGUUGAGGGAAAGGUCUUGGUUGGGGUAAAGUUCUUAAGGAAGUGGCCAUUUCUCGGUCGUUUGCGGGUUUGCUUUGUGGAGCCUCCUUAUUUUCAGAUGACUGUGAAGCCAAUUUUCACACAUGGACUUGAUGUAACAGAACUUCCUGGAAUUGCAGGAUGGAUGGAUAAACUUCUUGCUGUUGCCUUUGAGCAGACACUUGUUGAGCCCAAUAUGCUGGUGGUGGAUGUUGAGAAGUUUGUGUCACCGCAACCAGAAAACUGGUUUUCAGUUGAUGCUAAGGAGCCCAUUGCUUUUGUGAUUUUAGAAGUUCUUGAAGCAGCUGACAUGAAGCCAUCAGAUUUAAAUGGAUUGGCUGAUCCAUAUGUUAAGGGGCACAUUGGCCUUUACAGAUUCAGGACUAAGACUAAGAAGAAGACAUUGACUCCACAGUGGCGUGAGGAGUUCAAGAUUCCAGUCUGUACAUGGGAGUCUCCUAACGACAUGCUCAAUAUCGAAGUUCGUGACAAAGACCAUUUAUAUGAUGAUACAUUGGGAAAAUGUUCCAUCAAUAUCUGUGAUUUUAGGGAUGGCCAGAGGCAUGAUAUGUGGCUGUCUCUUCAGAACAUCAAAAUGGGGAGAUUGCAUCUUGCCAUAAGUGUUAUUGACUGUGCCAAAAAGGGCGCGGAGCAGUCAUAUGAUAGCGGAAGUGUGGUCAAUGAACAGGAAAGCAAAUCUGCUGAGGUGGAUAAAACUGAACAAAGCUCCUUAACCACUGAAUCAGCUGACAAAUCUUCAAAAACUGCAGAUAAGUAUGAACCUAUUAAUAUUGAAGGUCAGCGGGAGACUGGUAUAUGGGUACACCAACCAGGGAGUGAAGUAGCACAAGUAUGGGAACCAAGAAAGGGAAAGAGCAGGGUUAUUGGCGGAGAAGUUCAUAGUGAGAAUGCUGAUUCUAAGGGAAGUCUUAAGUCAACAUCAGGCGGCUCCUCUCACUAUAAUGAAUACAGGCAUGAUGAAAGUGUUAAUGGAAGUAAGCCGGAUUCCCCAGGUCGUUUUCACAGGGGUUUACAUAAGAUCAGCUCGCUCUUCCGGAGAAGUUCAAGUAAAGAGGAUAAGUCGGUCAAUCUUGGAGAGCCUGUUUCAUCUCCACGUGUGAAUCUUAGGGCAGUUAAUGCUAAGGAUAUCGCAGUGAAGAUUAUAGUGGAUGACACCAUUUUGCCUUCAUCAUUAACAACAACACCUACAGAAGAUGGGAAAGAGAACCGUGCAGGAAAUGGGAAAAACCCCACAAAGGGGAGAGUGAGAAACAGGACAAAGAAAAUCCUUAAAAAUGCUGGCAAAUCUGUUGGUGGUGGCAUAAAGAAAGUGAUGUCCGGGAAGUCAUCAGGGAAAUCUAAAGAGGAAGUAGAAUCAUCAGAGACAGAAAGACUGAGCUCUGUGGAAUCUGAUUCUUCUGAUGCAGAGUCUCAACCUUCAUCAGUUGAUUCACCUCCAGUUGUAGCACCUUCAGUUGGCAACAGUUCCACUGCCAGCUCUGGUAUAGAGAAUUCCGACACCACAAUAAGGACCAGUGAACUGGUAGAUAGUGAAAGCAUUAAAACUCCAGAUGAGGUAGCAGCAGGGGACUCGAACGAACAUCAUGCAUUGGGUCAGUCUUCAAGUUUUGUUGUGGUUUCAAGUUAAAACUUAU